Molecule: messenger RNA, 432 nt
Organism: Acaulospora morrowiae
Lineage: Eukaryota; Fungi; Glomeromycota; Glomeromycetes; Diversisporales; Acaulosporaceae
Source: the annotation of a GenBank genome assembly
UUUUGGAAGUACGCCAGAAGUUAUACUAAAGAAUUAUAUAAGGUAGCACAGCGUGUUUUUUCUAUUACGGUUAAUACCGCAUCCAUCGAACGGAUAUUUUCAAUUAUGGGAUGGCUCCAUAGCCCAAGAAGGAAUCGAUUAAAGUAUAAAAAGGUAAUCGCGAUGACAAGUUUACAUUGCGAAAUGACUCAAGCCCGGAGAACCAGAGAAAUCCAAGAUUCGAACACAAAACCUAGUUCUAAGCCGAACAACCUAAAUAAAGAUCAUAGGAUAAGUGAAGAUUGUGAAAGCGGGAGUCAUGAGGGACUUAGAAAUUGGGAACAACCCGAGAAUCGUGAGAUAGAAAGCUUUAGCGAACACGAAACUUACCGUAAUGUUUCAUCCGAUGAAGAUACGGAGACGGACAUCGAAGAUGAUGAAAUGGAUGCUCAG